AUGCCAUCUGUGGGUCAGCGUAUUGAAGCCUACCUCGGAAACCUUCUCAGCUCCAAAAAGGGUCGUGAUGCUGGGCUAUUGACUCGCCAGCCUCAAUUCGAACAGAUAGAACCUACGUUGAAGGUCACCUCUGAUAUCGGGCCAUCCGGAACCAUAAUGCCAAAAAGAUAUGGUAACGAUGGGGGCAACGAGCUACCAACGUUGACAUGGGAAGCAAUCCAGGACGCACAGGAAUACUUCGUGAUUUCAGAGGACCCCGAUGUACCUUUGCCUACCGUUGCUACCCAUGGAAUUCUAUACGGUAUAUCUCCUGAGAUCACCAGUAUCCAACAUGCUGAUAUCAAAGACGUAGAUUCUAAACAGCGUACAAUCAAAAAUGGAUCUAUCAAAUAUGGAAAGACUUUGAUGAGGACUCCAUAUGAAGGUCCUCGGCCGCCUCUUAACCAUGGCGCACAUCGUUAUAUUUACACAGUCGUGGCUCUCAAGCACCCACUGGAAAAUCUUCCCAAAUACCCUGGUAAAACAGACUUCCUCAAGGUUAUAAACGAAGAUAAUGUAUUGGCAUGGGGCGAAUGGAUCGGUGUAUAUGAAAGAAAGCUAGAGUAA
Umbelopsis ramanniana AG is the source of this 606-nucleotide messenger RNA. RefSeq lists its product as uncharacterized. Lineage: Eukaryota; Fungi; Mucoromycota; Umbelopsidomycetes; Umbelopsidales; Umbelopsidaceae. The transcript has a single exon. The record is from RefSeq and is a predicted model, not a curated record. Bases 1 to 606 code for a protein of 201 amino acids.